Molecule: messenger RNA, 904 nt
Organism: Boeremia exigua
Lineage: Eukaryota; Fungi; Ascomycota; Dothideomycetes; Pleosporales; Didymellaceae
Exons: 1
Coding region: 256-738 (160 amino acids)
Source: RefSeq, a predicted model, not a curated record
GUAUAGGUUCAAGUCGACUACAUCCAGCAGUCCACGUCGCACCGUAGCAUGAGCAUGAACGAUCUAAUUCGUGGCAGCCUCAUAUAGUCCUGAGGUGUGGCCUGAUUUUCUACUCCUCGUUUUCGCCUUUUUUCUCAUCCUUGUUGCCUUGGGCAUACACAUUCACUUCUAAAGUUAACUAAGUCUAAUACCAAGUGCUGGUACACUUGCUCACAUCCAAUAAUACAUCUGGUACCCGGAUCAAACUCAGCCAAAAUGGUCUCCUCGCUGCUCGCAAACAUACUCCUCUUGCUCUCGCUUUUUCAACUCUCGGCCGCCGUCCCCAGCGCCGUGCCCGCCGUCGCUCAGCUCCAGGUCCGACAAGUCCCCGCCCAGCCCUCGCAAGCAGAACUCUGUCUCGACUAUGAGCGUACAGCCAACAUGUCCACUAUCGGCGCCAACAGUAGCUAUCGCACUGUCUUGAUGCAGAAGUCCAGCACAGGCACCAUCUACAAUGCGCGUAUGAUGGAUGCUGCUAUCGCCAAGCUGCCCAAACUAACAGCUGAUACAAUUCUCAACAACGCCUGCGGCAAUUGGACCGAGAUCGCUUUGAGGGAGGCAGCCACGAACUUCACACUUGGGCUCGUUGCACAGUUCACAACCGAAGGGUUGCCGGUGGGAAUUGUCGCGGGGCCGUUCUUGUUAGGAAUUGUUGGCGCCAUUGCUUCGUUGUUUUCCGUUGUGUGGAUUAUGGGGUAGAGGAGAUGUCGCGGAGUAUAUCGUUGGCAGGUUUGCAUUUAUCUGGGUUUGCGGCUUGCCCGUACUGAAGCACGGUCGCGGUUACAUGGUGUCAUGGGGAGAAGCUACGGCUCGCCCCUGGAAGAUUGCCUUACGGCUUUCUAGUCUGGCUUGAUCAAACUUAUUA